UUGUAUUUCUCUUUCUUUCUCAUUCUUCUUGUCUCUGAAUUCAUCGACUGUUUACACCCCUGUUCCACGCCACUUUUCUCUAAAACCGACGAAUGUUUCCAAGAUUUUUAUUUUCUUGGAAGUUUCUGAAUUGUCAUGUUGAAUUGGAAUAUCCGGAGCAAUAAAUAGUCCGAUGUGUUACUGAAAGCUGCUUGGAAUUUGUUUGAGUUUUGGCCUAAGAGAAAUCUGUGUACUUCAGGACUCAUAGAAUGGCGGCUUCAAAUUCAGAUAUAGCGUUGCCACUGGAUAAAUUAUCUCUGGGAUGUAUCAGUAAAGAUGGUUUAUCGAGUUCCGUGAGCAAGGGAAAGCUUUAUGUAGUCUUGGUAUCACCUGGAAGUUUUAACCCUCCAACUUACAUGCACCUGCGUUGUUUUGAGUUGGCAAGAGAUGCUGUAAAUUCACAAGGAUUAUGUGUCAUCGGAGGUUACAUGUCACCUGUAAAUGAUUCAUACAAGAAGAAG
Molecule: messenger RNA, 500 nt
Organism: Sesamum indicum (sesame)
Lineage: Eukaryota; Viridiplantae; Streptophyta; Magnoliopsida; Lamiales; Pedaliaceae
Source: RefSeq, a predicted model, not a curated record